GCGCGGCUGGCCAGGGCGGGGCACCCGAGCCUCCGGGACCGCCUCCCGCUGGCGCGCCUGGCGCGGCUGCUGGCGCUGCCUGGCUCGGGCGGCGGCCUCGCGCUGCUGGCAGGGUACGGCGCGCGUGUCGAUGGGGCCGCCGCCGAGCUGCCCUGCCGAGAGGGCCCGGGGUCCGUGGAGGCUCUGGAGGAGGCCGUGCGGACGUGGCCGGGGCCCGACCCGCUGCUGGUGGCAAAGCACGCGUGGCUGGGCCUGUCCCGGGCAGACAUCGUGCUGGGGCUGGCCGACCCCGAGGCCGUAGGAGGCGACGGCGCCGGCGCACUUCGGGAAAGCUGGCGCAGCCGCGGGCAGAGGAGGAGGAGGAGGAGGAGGAGGAGGAUGAGGAGGAGAAUGAGCAGGACGCGAUCGCGAUCGCAGUGGCCAGCCCGCAGCCGUUGUGGCGAGCGCGACGGCGUGAUUGCAGGCGCGGCCUGA
This is a messenger RNA of Prorocentrum cordatum, 474 nucleotides long. Lineage: Eukaryota; Dinophyceae; Prorocentrales; Prorocentraceae. The record is from the annotation of a GenBank genome assembly.